UCAUUUUGACGGAAGGACGACCAGUAUAGGAUCCAACGCGCAUGCGCGCGGUGUCUUGUUUGUAUUUAUGUUUUAUUGUAAAGUGUAAAUAUUUUUAGUUGGACUUACGAUGUUAAGGAUUAUAAUAAUUUUAAGUGUUUUAGGUAUAAUCGAGUUUCAAAAAUGCUGCGGAGAUUCCAUACAAGAUGACUGGAGAAGACAGGGCUUUUACCGACCACGGCGAAACUUUCCUAGUCAAAGUCAAAAUGACAACUCCUUUCAACCAAACCAUCAUAGCCAGAGCCAGAACUUCAGGCCAGAGCAAGUACGAACAGGUUUUGGUGAGAAUUCUGAAAAUCAAUUUGGGGUAAAUACUUAUCAGAAUUCUCAAAAGCAGAAGUUUGGAGUUAAUAAUAAUCAACCUCAAUACUCAUUUAGAAGAGGCCAGACCUCUACAUUUGCAGACUUACAAACGAGUACCCAAAAUCAAGGAACAUUUGGAGCCAGUUAUCAAAAUGCAAAGCUACCAAGUAGCAAUAGAAAUUCACAAAGUCGAAAUACAUUUGGAUUUAACAGUCAAAGUUCAUUCAGAUCAGAAUAUCACGAUGGAGGUCAAAAUACGGUUAGAUCCAGAGACGGUAAGAAUUCUUUCAGCCUCAGUCAGAAUUUACAAGCACCGGAUAACGGUCAGAAUUCCUUCAAGUCAAGUUUCAGCGGUCAACCUGCAUUAAAUAGUUACAAUAGUCAAGCGUUUGGAAACUUUGGACAGAAAGUCCAGGCUCAAAAUCCUUUGACCAAUUUCCAUAAUCAAAACACUUUCUCCAAUUUUGGUUCUAACUUUGCUAAAGGUCAAAAUUACCAGACAUCUGGCUACCUCCCACCAAAACCCUUCAAAGCGCCAGAAUAUUUACCACCUGAUGAAUCAAAGACCACUUCAACUACAAGAAGACCAUUAUUUACCACUACUACAACGAAACGUCCAUUCUUUACCAUAAGUACAACUCGAAAACCGUUGUAUACUACAACUAAAAGAACAUUUUUUACCACAUCCACUACUAAGCGGCCAUUCUUUACCACCACAUUUAAAAUACCAUUCUUUACCACUACCACGACAAAGCGACCUUUCUUUACUACGACUACCAAACGGCCAAUCUCCACCACUACACCAGAUCAUCAAGAAAUAUUCCCUGAUAGGAUACCGAAACACCCAUUCGGUGAGGUAUCUCCAGCUAUGGCUAUGAUAGUACCACCAGAACCAGAAGAUUAUGAAGAUGAAAUCGUACCUGACUUUAGAACUACAACAAAGCGACCAAUCGACACCACGACACCAGAUCAUCAAGAAAUAUUCCCUGAUAGGAUACCGAAACACCCAUUCGGUGAGGUAUCUCCAGCUAUGGCUAUGAUAGUACCACCAGAACCAGAAGAUGAUGAAGAUGAAAUCGUACCUGAUUUUAGAACUACAACAAAUGAACCAGCUUUUCUUCCAGCGAUGGCUAUGGUGGUACCGCCUGAAGAAGACGAUCCUACAACGAUUUCGACAACCAUAUUAGUAACUACUCCUUCAACUAAAAUUACCACUCCUUCAUCAACAAUUUUUACUACACCAUCAACUAGUACUACUCUAUCUACAACCUCUUCCACAAAUAUAACUUCUCCAUCGACAACGAAAUCGACUACUUUAAGUACUCCGUCUACAACAUUAACGACUCCUGAUUUCAAUCGUAAUCAAGAAGAAGAAACGAUCCCAACUACAAAAACCACAACUGUCAUUCUAGUUACAAAAGCUACACCAACAACAACACCCCCUGUUCUAGAACAAAAAUUAACCCCAACUACAAAAACAACAACCGUCAUUCCAAUCACAAAAGCUACAUCAACAACAACGAAACGACCUUUUAUAGGGAUUGGAUACUUACCACCGGACCCCAAAACUACUUCGACAACAACGGGCGAACCUGGUGAUACGCAAACCUAUCCUGCUGCGGGAGCUGAUGAAGUGCCUCCAGAACCUAAAUGUAAUCCAUUGGACCCAAGCACUUGGCCCACGUUAUACGAGCAACGACAAUAUGGUGAACUACCAUGUGCCCCAGUCAGAACUACCACACCACGAAUACCAACUCCAGCACCGGCUAGAGCUGAAAUAGUGCCUCCAGAACCGGAAUGUGAUCCUUUAGACCCAAGCACUUGGCCCUCAGAAAUCGACCAACGAGAGUUUGGCGAAACUCCUUGUGCGCCUAGUGUAUCUUCAACGACUACGUCAACGACAAGUACCACUUCGACUACGCCAUCUACUACCACUUCACCUUCUACUACCAUUUCUACUACACCUUCUACUACUACUUCAACUACACCUUCUACUACCACGUCGACUACAACAACAACUACGACUACGCCAUCUACUACCACUACGUCAACUACACCUUCUAUUACGACUACGUCAACUACACCUACUACCACGUCGACUACAACUACUACGACUACACCAUCUACUACCACUUCUACCACGCCAUCUACUACCACUUCUACUACACCUUCUACUACUACUUCAACUACACCUAUUACUACCACAUCUACUACUACUUCAACUACACCAUCUACUACCACUUCUACUACACCUUCAACCACCACUUCAACCACCACAACAACAAUAAAACCACCAUAUAUAGGUCGUGAAUAUUUACCUCCUACCAACCAUACCUACAACGUACCGCCAUCCCCAGCAAGGGCCGAACCAGUCCCACCAGAACCAGAAUGUGACCCUCUAGACCCCAGCACUUGGCCUUCAGAAUUCGACCAAAGAUAUCAUGGAGAAUCACCCUGCGCCCCGAACAUAACAACUACCAAACCACCAUAUGUAGGUCUUACGUAUCUACCUCCAGAUGACUGUAUAGUAAAGAAGAGAAAGCGUAGAUCGUCUGAGGUGACGCUAAGAUUAGGAGAUGUUAAGGGAACUCCUCGGCCUGUCUGGUAUGCUGGUAUAUAUAGGAAGAUCACGGACCCCUACUUCCCUAUAUGUGGAGGAUCGAUAGUUCGAGAGGAUGUUGUUAUAUCAGCUGCUCAUUGCUUCUGGGACGACGUCGUGGGGUUGCAGCCAGCUCACCAAUUCGCGGUCGCGGCCAGCAAGAUCUACAAACCUUGGAAAGAUCCUAUGGACAAAAAGGCGCAGAAAUCUGACGUACUGGACAUCAAAAUCCCCGCUCGCUUCCUCGGGGUGAAGACCAGCUUCCAAGAAGAUAUCGCCAUCCUGAAGCUGGCAACACCAUUCAAGUAUACCCGAGGAGUACGGCCCAUCUGUGUAGACUUUGAUGAUGAGUUCGACCGACAGCAGAUGAAGGCUGGGCAUCGGGGCACGAUUGCAGGCUGGGGCCUCACAGACUCCGUUGGCACGCCGACGCAGCGCCUGCUGUGGCUGGAGCUCCCAUACAUUGAGAUAGAGAAGUGCAUCCGCGACUCAGAGGACGCUUUCCUCAAGUACAUCACCUGUGAUAAAGUGUGCGCUGGCGAGAAUGACACAGGCAAAGCUCUCUGCAAGGGCGACAGCGGCGGCGGCCUCGCCUUCUGGUCCGGAACGGCCGAGCACGCCACGCCGUACCUGCGCGGCAUCGCGUCCACCGCGCCGUCCCCGCACAACGCCGAGUGCAACGUGUACGCGUACGGAAGCUUCACGCACGUGCGCGCGCACAGGACAUUCCUGCGUGAUCACGUGUCUGGGAUCGAGAAUUGCCAGUUUUGGGAAUAAAUGUGUUCAUAAUUAUGCUCAA
Cydia pomonella (codling moth) is the source of this 3740-nucleotide messenger RNA. Its product is annotated as mucin-2-like. Bases 110 to 3718 code for a protein of 1202 amino acids. Gene Ontology annotation, biological process: proteolysis. Gene Ontology annotation, molecular function: serine-type endopeptidase activity. NCBI's taxonomy places the organism in Eukaryota, Metazoa, Arthropoda, Insecta, Lepidoptera, Tortricidae. The record is from RefSeq and is a predicted model, not a curated record. The transcript is spliced from 6 exons.